UUAUAUACAACAGGUUACUUCCGCCAUCGGCACCGGGUAAACAUAAACAUUAAAGAUGUUUAAAAAGUCGCUUCUAAAACUAAGUCCGAGACAAUUUCAGAAUAUUUUAGCAUCAGAAAAUAUAAGUCUUAAUAAACGAACAAUACCUGUCAUUUAUCAUGGAAGAUGUUUCAGUAACACCGUCGAGAAAUCGGAAGGUUCAAGUUCAACGUCAAGCGUUACGAAAACAGAAGGUCACGAUAUAGAACGAUCAAAAGAAACGUCAAGUAAACCACUAAAGAAUGUCCCAUUUAUCAAGGAGCUAUUUCUUGGAAGAUUUGAUAAGGAAAUGCUUGUUUUCCCAGAGCUGUCAAAAAGUGAAGAUUAUGAUCAUUUGAAUGAAUUAGUGGCCCCUAUAGAGAGGUUCUUUGAUGAAGCAGUGGAUUCUAAACAGAUAGAUGUAGAUGGUAAGAUCCCAGAUGAAAUCAUUGGACAUCUUGGUGAACUGGGUCUGUUUGGUAUGCAGAUACCAGAAGAAUAUGGUGGACUUGAGUUGGAUGCAACAAAAUUUGCUCGACUUGCAGAAAUUACUGCUUUAGAUGGUGCGAUAGCUGUUACACUUGCUGGACAUGGUUCCAUUGGACUGAAAGGAAUUUUGAUAGCAGGAACAGAUGCUCAGAAAGCAAAGUAUCUACCAAAACUUGCUACUGGUGAACAUAUAGCAGCCUUCUGUCUGACUGAACCUACAAGUGGAAGUGAUGCUGCUUCUAUACAAACAAGAGCCACAUUGUCCGAGGACGGGAAAACAUUUCAUCUUAAUGGUGGUAAAAUAUGGAUAACUAAUGGCGGAAUAGCUGAUGUAUUUACAGUAUUUGCUAAAACAGAGGUGGUCGAUGAUAAGGGAGAGAAAAAAGACAAAGUAACAGCAUUUAUUGUUGAAAGAGCGUUUGGUGGAGUAACAAGUGGAAAACCUGAAGAUAAACUUGGAAUACGGGGAUCCAAUACAUGUGAAGUGCAUUUUGACAACACCCCUGUUCCAAUAGAAAAUGUGAUAGGAGAAGUUGGGGGAGGUUUCAAAAUUGCAAUGAAUAUAUUGAAUAGCGGAAGGUUCAGCAUGGGAAGUUCUGGCGCCGGCAUCCUGAAGCGUCUUAUAGGUUACACUGCUGAGCAUGCUAUCUCUAGAACACAGUUUAAACAGAAAUUGAAGGAAUUUGAACUCAUUAAAAAAAAGUUUUCACAAAUGGCAGUAACAACAUAUGCCAUGGAGAGUAUGGCCUACCUCACAGCCCUAACACUAGACUCGUACGAGGAACCUGAUGCUUCGGUGGAGGCAGCCAUAGUUAAGAUAUUUAGUUCUGAAGGCUGUUGGAACUGUGCCAGUGAAUGUUUACAAGUUCUAGGAGGGCUUGGUUACAUGAAGACAUAUCCAUAUGAACGAUAUCUCCGAGAUGCUAGAAUCCUUAUGAUAUUUGAGGGUACCAAUGAAAUACUUCGGCUGUUCACAUCACUCACAGGGAUGCAGUAUGCUGGCAAAGAACUUAGAGAGUUUCAAAAGAUGAUGAAAGACCCUUAUAACAAUCCAUCAGUGGUGUGGAAAGGCUUGAAAAUUGGUAUUAAAUCAAUGUUUGGCAGAAAUACAAAACCAAAAAUGAUUCUGAAUCUUUAUGAAGAAGUACAUCCAAAUUUGAAGGACCAGGCAGAUAUGUUGGAGGAAUCAGUUCUCUUCUUUGAGAUAGCUGUACGAAAUCUCCUUGUUAAAUAUGGAAGUAAAAUACGAGAUGCCCAGUUAGAACUUGAAAGAUGUGCCGAUAUUACUAUGGAUAUCUAUGCCAUGACAGCCUGUAUUGGAAGAACGUCCAGAUCUUUGUGUAUAGGCCUUAAAAACUCUGACCAUGAGUUGCAGUUGACAAGAUUAUUUUGUGAUGAAGCUUUUACAAGAAUAAACCAGAAUUUCAAAGACAUUGAUGCUGGUCGACAGAAGAACAAUGAUGACCUUCGUUGCAGGAUUGCCGACACAAUAUUUGAAAACAAAGGCUAUGCUGCCACACAUCCCUUAGCUCAUAAGUGAUAGACUUUUAACAUAGAUAUAUUUCAUCAAGUCUGAAAGUUUUCCAAGAGAACCAUUUUCUAAUUUCUUUGUAAUACCACAUUAACUUACUCGAAUAGGACCCAGCUGAAUGUAAGAUUGUAAUUGAAAGGAUUCAUUAGCAUUAAUAUGCUAUUCAUUUGUAAAGAGAAUGCGUCUUUUGUACGACUGAAACUAACUACUCUGAUUAUAUUAAAUGGAGCGGGGAGUCUACCCAUAAGAGGAUAAAUUUUGCCGAGGAUUUUGUUAUUUAAAUCAUUAGUUCUAAAUGUAUUAGUCUGGUUAUAAUUAUGUCGGUGAAUUUAUGUUUCUUUCUGUUACUGAUUUUAUUUAAUGAAUUGUUAAUGCGACUUUGACAGCAUAAUUAUUUAAAUAUAUAGAUUUGUUAAUCGAACAUUGCAAAGUAAUUAUUCCAAGAUGAAGUAAAAAUAAUAUUGAAUCUCAUUAACUCUUUUAUAUCAUAUUAUGUGCUGCUAUUACUGUGAUAAUCCUGUAACCUUGACACUUGGAGUUUUGAAGUAAGACUAAAAAUAUACAUGUACUAUACAUGUAUUUACAAUGUAUUAAAAUGAGUUUGUUUAGAUGUUAAUGUCUGUAUGUUGAUAAUACAUUAACUCGUGCAAGAUAAUGUUUCAUCAUUAAAUAUACCAGUUUUUUUUUCUCACUUUAUUUGAAAAUGAUUUUGCUUAAAUUGCUAUUUGGGCUAAUUUGGGAAGUAAUAAAGCUGGUUUUGGAUUCUUGCACGAUUUUAUAGAAAAUUUUGAAUGGAAAGAGGUCUUUUAUAUGCCGGUGAAAAAUCACUGUUUACAUGUAGUUACUUUAAUUUAAAUCAGAACUAAUCAAUCAUUGUAUUAAUUAUCCAUGACCAAUUAUUAUAAUUUGUAUCCUCCGAUUGAGAAAUGUUAUUCAUACAUAGUGCUAGAGGGGGACACGAUUCCAGGUCUGCUUCCUCACUGGUAUCAGGGAUAAUUCUUUUCAGCUUAUUCCAGCCAGUUGGAAUCUUAUCAUUUUUUUUUUUGAAAAGUCACAGGAGCAAAAUAUUGAUUGUUGUAUGUUUAUAAGGAGACAGAAAUUUUGUUCAACAUAUUUGUUUAUAAUUUCUUGUCAUUUAUGCCAAUAGUUUUGUCAAAUUAACUCUAUUAAAUAGAAAUUAGAUAUUAUAAUAAUUA
Messenger RNA from Ruditapes philippinarum (Manila clam), 3234 nucleotides. Its product is annotated as complex I assembly factor ACAD9, mitochondrial-like. Gene Ontology annotation, molecular function: flavin adenine dinucleotide binding; acyl-CoA dehydrogenase activity. The coding region runs from base 56 to 2047 and encodes 663 amino acids. The record is from RefSeq and is a predicted model, not a curated record. The transcript is spliced from 19 exons. NCBI's taxonomy places the organism in Eukaryota, Metazoa, Mollusca, Bivalvia, Venerida, Veneridae.